Messenger RNA from Aspergillus melleus, 834 nucleotides. RefSeq lists its product as uncharacterized. NCBI's taxonomy places the organism in Eukaryota, Fungi, Ascomycota, Eurotiomycetes, Eurotiales, Aspergillaceae. The transcript has 3 exons. The record is from RefSeq and is a predicted model, not a curated record. The coding region runs from base 1 to 834 and encodes 277 amino acids.
AUGGCCACAUUGACUUUGUAUAACGACCUGCAGUCCCACCGCGCAGAUAUCCUCAAGCAUCUGGGUCAGAUGCUCCAGGAUGUAGAAGCCCUGAAAAAGGGAUUGUUCCCAACUCCUGAGCUUCAAAAUCUUGGGUUCCGACCGAGGCAAAUUGAUCUCGAAGAUGAGUUGGACUUUUCACCGUGCUUCUUCAAACCCCUCGUGGCAUCUAUCAUCGACGAGUAUCCGUUGGCAGAUAAUGGCCUGGGCUCGAUGGCAGGCGAACAUUUCACGCCUCAAGAAGAGAGUACACUGGAAGUGACUCGAGGGUUGUUUGAACAGGUUCAGGGCCUUGUUAUAGAACCCCGCGAGGGCCUUUAUCUGGUUCCGGAUAAGUACCCCUGGGGGCUGGAUUAUUUUGCUUCCUUGCAACGUGUUCACGCCGAUCGCGAUCGACGAGACCCACGAGAUGAUCUGGAGCUGGAGCAGACGUCAGGGCCCUGGUACUGGGAGUCCGGGGAAGAAUAUGGGAGUCCUGACUACCCUCACAUAGUGGUUUGCAUGUUCCACGAUUUGGACGGAACGGACCAGGCUCUUGCGAUUGGAGAACUUCAGGCCAUUUUAAAAGUGCUCCAGUUCCGGUACAAGCGCCGAGAUUACAUCUUCCAUUCUAUCAUGCCACACGGCAGGAUUCUACAGGCCCACUACGAUGGCGAGAGCAAGAACAUAGUGGUUCAGUAUUCUCCGCUUAUGAGCUUUGAGGUAGAAUCCCAAGGGGAUGAAGCUGCACCCGUGCGUCUUUUUGCCAGGUAUGAGGUGAGCCGUCCUGUAGGCUCGACUAUCAAGGAGGACUGA